AUGCAGUUUGUGAAGCAUUCCCUUGUCCUCUCGGUUUUCAUUGGAGCAUCCUUAGCUUUCGGAGACGAAGUCACGACGCGGCCUGUAGAUUCACCAAAGACGAAAUGUGACGUGAUGGAGGAGUUCAAUUGCGAUCGCGCCUGUCGUGGCGUUCAGAGAACCCUCUGCGCUAAGCAAGCCAACGGAUCGUAUCUCUGCAUUUGUUUCAACGGAGACAUUUACAGCACUCACCACACCAGCGAUGGUAAACUCGCCUUCUUCGACAACGCUUUCGGAAGGACAACCAAAGCACCCUACCCUUACUAUUUAGAACCUCUGCAUCUCGGCAAACAAGGGCCUGGUGUAACGGAUCCAUGUGAUCCCAGAUCGAAGUUCAGGCACAUCUUCAAUUAUGACGAACGCAUAGCUCAGCAGAAAUCCAAUGACGUCAGUGAUAAGGUGUUCAUAUAAGAGCUCAUAGAUGCCAGCCAACAUGGCCAUAUUCCCUCGAAUAAAUGUCCUCU
Messenger RNA from Galendromus occidentalis (western predatory mite), 503 nucleotides. RefSeq lists its product as uncharacterized. Bases 1 to 450 code for a protein of 149 amino acids. The record is from RefSeq and is a predicted model, not a curated record. NCBI's taxonomy places the organism in Eukaryota, Metazoa, Arthropoda, Arachnida, Mesostigmata, Phytoseiidae. The transcript is spliced from 2 exons.